Messenger RNA from Propithecus coquereli (Coquerel's sifaka), 1670 nucleotides. It is a transcript of the gene DHCR7, whose product is annotated as 7-dehydrocholesterol reductase. Gene Ontology annotation, molecular function: 7-dehydrocholesterol reductase activity. NCBI's taxonomy places the organism in Eukaryota, Metazoa, Chordata, Mammalia, Primates, Indriidae. Bases 196 to 1623 code for a protein of 475 amino acids. The record is from RefSeq and is a predicted model, not a curated record. The transcript is spliced from 9 exons. Gene Ontology annotation, cellular component: endoplasmic reticulum membrane. Gene Ontology annotation, biological process: brassinosteroid biosynthetic process; cholesterol biosynthetic process.
GGCCGGGGGCGCGGGUGUCGGCGGAUCGCUGCGCGGCGUGCAGGUGAAGUGGACGCAGGACUGUGCUCGGCGUGUUCCGCGUGUGGGGAAGCCGCGGGCAGGCCUUCUGGAACGGGAGAGUCCAGACAUUUUAAAGAGGCCAGUUCAGGAAGGAAACUUACGUUCCUCUGUGAAGCCACUGGAUCGGAGGGCCUGAUGGCUGCAAAAUCCCAGCCCAAUGCUCCCAAAACCAAGAGUCCGGCCAGCGUCACCAAUGACAGGGCUGUAUCUCAAGGACAGUGGGGCCGUGCCUGGGAGGUGGAUUGGUUUUCCCUGGCGAGCGUCAUCUUCCUGCUGCUCUUCGCGCCCGUCAUCGUGUACUACUUUAUCAUGGCCUGCGACCAGUACGGCUGCGCUCUGACAGCUCCCGUGGUGGACAUCGCCACCGGCCGUGCUCGGCUCGCAGACAUCUGGGCCAAGACCCCACCUGUGACGAAGAAAGCGGCCCAGCUCUAUGCCUUGUGGGUCACCUUCCAGGUGCUUUUGUACACAUGGCUUCCUGACUUCUGCCAUAAGUUUGUGCCCGGCUACGUAGGGGGAGUGCAGGAAGGGGCCGUGACGCCUGCAGGGGUUGUGAACAAGUACGAAAUCAACGGCCUCCAAGCCUGGCUCAUCACACACCUCCUCUGGUUCGCCGGUGCCCACCUCCUGUCCUGGUUCCCGCCCACCAUCAUCUUCGACAACUGGAUACCGCUGCUGUGGUGCGCCAACAUCCUCGGCUACACCGUGUCCACUUUCGUGAUGAUCAAGGGCUACUUCUUCCCCACCAGUGCCAAAGACUGCAAAUUCACAGGCAAUUUCUUUUACAACUACAUGAUGGGCGUUGAGUUUAACCCCCGAAUUGGGAAGUGGUUUGACUUCAAGCUGUUCUUUAAUGGACGCCCUGGGAUUGUUGCUUGGACCCUCAUCAACUUGUCCUUUGCGGCUAAACAGCAGGAGCUCUACGGCCAAGUGACCAACUCCAUGGUCUUGGUCAACGUCCUCCAGGCCAUCUAUGUGCUGGACUUCUUCUGGAAUGAAGCCUGGUACCUGAAAACCAUGGACAUCUGCCACGACCACUUUGGGUGGUACCUGGGCUGGGGCGACUGUGUCUGGCUGCCGUACCUUUACACGCUGCAGGGUCUGUACUUGGUCUACCACCCCGUGCAGCUCUCAGCCGCCCACGCCAUGGGCGUCCUGCUGCUGGGCCUGCUGGGCUACUACAUCUUCCGCAUGGCUAACCACCAGAAGGACCUGUUCCGCCGCACGGACGGCCGCUGCCUCAUCUGGGGCAGGAAGCCCAAGGCCAUCGAGUGCUCAUACAUGUCCGCUGACGGGCAGAAGCACCACAGCAAGCUGCUGGUGUCGGGCUUCUGGGGCAUUGCCCGCCACUUCAACUACACCGGCGACCUGAUGGGCAGCCUGGCCUACUGCCUGGCCUGCGGGGGCGGCCACCUCCUGCCCUACUUCUACAUCGUCUACAUGGCCAUCUUGCUGGUCCACCGCUGCCUGCGGGACGAGCACCGCUGCGCCAGCAAGUACGGCAAGGACUGGGAGCGCUACACCGCCGCCGUGCCCUACCGCCUGCUGCCUGGGAUCUUCUAAGGCAGCGGUCCCCAACCGUCAUGGCCCCAGUGACCAGUUUCAUGGGA